UUGAUUACCUUCACGGAUUUUCACGUUUUUCAUUCGCCCGUAUUAGCUUACCACCGAAGAGUAAAGUAAAGAAGAGCUUGCAGCACCAAAGUUUCAAUCUGGUAUCAAGAGCAACACACACAACUUCGAAUCGAGGCAUGACGGUUCGUUUCUUUGUAAAAAUCUCUCCCGUGCUCAUUGUUGCUUGUUCACUCUACCUCUCAAAGAUAUGGUAUCAUUCUUGCACAGUUGCACAGUGACCUCAAAAUUGAAUAUGAAUUCAAGACUAGGAACACCAGCGGGUCGUCCGCUUUCGCUACAGAUGGGUUCGAAUGUCAAAUUGAAAGAGGAGCACUGGAUGGCAAUUCAGGGCGUAGAUAUCUCUACUGGGGAAUGGGACGCAGAAGUAUCAGAAUUGAUGUUGCUCGUCAGACAUGACAUAUGAACGCCAUCCAUGUUGCUCGCCAUGUUGGUCGCAUCCUGUGUCGAUUCUUUCAUAUGGAUCGUGAUGACAAACACGAAUUGGAAGGACAGACGGGAAACGUUGUAGGCACAGUUCCGUCAAUGUCAUGCGAUAUCGGAGGAAGCCGGUGUUUCCAAAAUGUCCAAUAAGGUGGAUGAUGGCUGUUGGAAGGUCGUUAACAUAUUCACCCAUAGCAAAGGUGUAUAUCACCCUGCCUGAACAUUGGAUGAGUAGAUGGGAUGUUUCGUCAUUUCGCGUUCUUCUCUACUAUUUCAACGUGGACUUCCCAGCCAUCAUAUUCGAAUGUUGAUAGAGUAGCUAUCUUCUCAAUCAAAACAGUUCGAUAAUAUUGGAGCUCCGUGCACGUGCACAUCACUAGUAUACUGGACGAAAUACGUUUUGAUCUCACUAGCCAGUAUCAGUCGUUUGGUGUGACAUAGUUUGUGAGGCUUCAUAUCAUUUCGGGCAAAAUAUUCAACUGAGCCAUGGAAAAAUCAAGCGUGCCCAGAAAACGAAGGUCCACAUUGUACACAGUGGACAGCGUUGUGACGAAGGGAAAAUAUGACGAAAGCUUAAAAGCCAAGUGGAACAGAUUGUCUCAAAAGUUAAUAGCUCGUUUCGGGGCUGAAGAGAUCGCAUCGCUAUGUCAAGAGUUUGACCCAGUCUGUAUUAGAGACGAUCUAAGUUCUGUCAUGAACUCAGACGGACCUAACCCAACAACGAUAACGGCGGUUGAGGAUACAUCCCUUCGAGCCGAGCUUGAGGAGCUACGCGCUCGGAACAGAGAGCUGGAGAGAAGGGAAGAAGAGAUUGUAGGAAAGACGUCUGGCGAAGUUCAAAAUGCCGGACCGACGGAAUCGGAUACAGGUAUUCUUGAACGGAAGUCCAAUUCAGAAAAGCAAGCACUCGAGAAGAGAAACGCUGAAUUGGAAGAGAGAAAUGAGAAGCAAGACUUCCUGCUCGACUUUUACGUGACAAGGAUUGAAGAACUGAAGACGAAGGUUGGAGAAUUGGAAGAUCGCCUCGCUGCACCUCUUUCCUCCAAGCUUCAAAGGACCCAGUACUUUGACAAGGAGAAAGAAGAGGAGAAUUCGCUUGAAUUAUUGCGCAUGCAAAGGAACCAGUUGAAGGAGGAGCUUACACGAGUGCGCUCCCAGUUAGAUGUUUAUGAACUUCAAGUAGAUUUGGAGAUUGGGAAGAAAGACCAGGCAAUCUUAGAACUUGAGACCUUGCGGAUCCAGAAGGCAUUUGCGGACGCCGAACUUGCCGAAUUGCAGAAGUGGAGGGAGACAUUCGAAGCCGAGAAACUUGAACUCGCGGGGUUACGCAGUCAGAAGACGAUAUAUGAAGUUGCGAUGAAAGAGCUAGCCGUUAUACGCAGUCAGAAGGAAGUAUACGAAGUUGAAAGCAUUGAGCUUGAGGAACUUCGCAGUCGGAAGAGAAUGUUCGAAGAGGCGGAGGCGGAGCUUGCGGAAUUGCGAAUUCAGAAGCAAAUGUUCGAAGCUGCAGAGAAGGAGCGUUUGGAGCUGCGGAAGCGGAAGGGAAUGUUUGAAGAUAUGAAACCCUUAGAGAAGAAACAGUUUGAACUCGAUGACCUUCAGUCACUGAGGAGGCAAAAGGCAAUCCUUGAUACGACAACUGAAGAGCUUGCGAAAUUGCGAGAACAGGAGGCUGCGUAUGAUGCUGUCUCAGAAGAGCUCUCUGCGUUACGGAAGGAGAGAGAAAUCUCAGCAAAGGAGAUUGCUGAUUUGCGUAAGCAUCAGAGGAUGUCGAAGGCUGAAAGGAAUGAGCUAGAAACAUUACGGAGACAAAGGGCAGCUUACGAAGCUGCAGAGAAGGAACUUGCCGGCUUUCGUGGUUGCGAGAUGGCAAUGCAAGCCAGGGAACAGAACUUAGUGGCGAAGCAAGCUAAGUUGGUUAGUAAUAUUCGCUACUUGGAGAUGAGGAAGUCAGAAGAUGAUGAUCAGCAUCGCUCAGAACUAGAGGCCGCCAGAGCGAUGAUACAUCAAACUUCUCUCGAUCUAAAGGCGGCUGAAGAGAAGUUGUUAUCCGUUUGUAAAGAGAAGGAGAGUUUGCAGGAAGACAAGAUUCGUUGGCUUUCAGUGAAAAGAGAGCUGCAAGAAGAGAAUGAUCUUCUGUUCACAGAGAAGCACAAUCUGCAAAAGAGCUUGAAUGCAGAGAUUGCAACUUUACAGUCGCAAAUCGAAGAUGCGAAAUCGAAGCAUGAGGAGAUGGCCCGCGAAGGACAGGUUGAAUAUUACAAGAAGGAAUUGAGACUGCAGCAAGAGAAAUCUGAAGCUGAUGCGGAAAUCGCUGCGACGCUUCUGAAGGAAACUGAGUCACUCCGGGAGGCUAAUCGAGCUUGCAUGGAUCGAGAGAGGAAACUGAGGAAGGAGAUGAACAUGGUCACCAAACGGCUCGAUAACGCUACGAUGGGCGACCUGUGCCGCAUUUGUGUCAUAAACUCCAGAGAUACCGUGAUUUUACCGUGCACGCACAUGCAGAGCUGUGUACGGUGCGUGAAGGAGUUGAUACAGAACGAUAAAGCUUGCCCAACCUGUGACACAGCAAUCUCAGGCUACGUACCGUGUAACACUGAUGUUUAGAGGCAUGCGUUGGCGGACUGCAGACCACAAUUUGCAAUUGUGUACGUGAACCUCGCUGGUCUUUAGUGCCGAUGACAAUUUGAUUUUGUCAAUGAUCCGCGGGAAAAUUUUUGUAAAUUAUCAAUAAAUACACUUCA
This is a messenger RNA of Marchantia polymorpha subsp. ruderalis, 3185 nucleotides long. The record is from the annotation of a GenBank genome assembly. Lineage: Eukaryota; Viridiplantae; Streptophyta; Marchantiopsida; Marchantiales; Marchantiaceae.